CAAACACAUACACAUACACAUACAUGCUAUACGAUUUACCAUUUCUCAGAUCGAGCUGGAGCGAUGAGGACUCUUUCUUCUCCACCUCCAUUGCAAAGCUCUAGAUUUUCCGUAUUCCCGACAAACCCUCCACAAAUCCACAAAUUUAUAUACAAUCCUUUCCUCAUCUUCCUCAUCUUCACCCUCACCCCCACCCCCACGACCUCAACUCAUUCUCAGUUCCCCCAAAUCCCAUACUCGCCACACUGCAACUACGUCGUUGCAGAGUCACCCCCAACCAAUACCCAGCUCAGCACCCCCAACUUUCUUAAAUUACUCAACGCUUAUUUCACCGGCGGCGAAAAAAUUCUAAGUCAAAAUCACCGACACUUGAGAAAAUAUGAUCCGAAUUAUGUUUCUUUACAGACCAAAAAUGUUUACCAAACUCAAAACGCCACCGUUUUCAAGCUUGAUGGGAUUUUGAACUUCUGGGGUUCAAGAAUCUUCCGUCGGAAUUUACGGCUUGUUCAUUACCGGCCGCCGAAAAUUCCGGUCAAGAACCACGAAUCAGUUUUUCGGCUAAGUGGGUUUUGGGAUUCAAGCUCUGGGAAGCUGUGUAUGGUUGGUUCAGGUUUGGGAUAUUUACGUUUUGUUAAUGUUGUUUUAAAGCUUAAUUAUCUUAAUUCUUCGAGUAUUUUUACUAGUUUGGUUAAUGGUACAUUGCAAAGCUUGGAUACGGUUGGUGGUUCUACUUAUUUUGAGCCUAUUUCAAUAUUGGGUGUGAGCUCAAUGAGUUAUGAAUAUACAUUGAUUGAUAAGGAAAUUGAGAAUAAUGGGUUUAGGGUCUAUGAUAAGAUUGAAAAUGUGAGCCUUGGUUUGGAGCUGAAUCGUAGUGUUUGUUUUGUAAUUGACUCAGCUCAUUGGUUUGAAAUGGAAAAUUUGGAUGAUUGUGGGAGAGUUAAUUGCAAUCCUAUUAGUGGGGGGAGUAAGGAUCCAUUUCAUUUUAUGUCCUUCCACGAGAUUGAGUGUUUGGAGGACGGGAAAGUGCGAUAUUUGAUAAUGUUUUGGAAUCUGAGUCGUAAUGCGAUUCCAGUACCUUUUGAUCCCUACAUAACGUUAGUUGGCGAGGGGGCUUGGGAUUGGAGGAAGAGGCGUUUUAACAUGGUUGCUUGCCGAAUAUUGAAUAUUACUGAUUCACUGGAUAAGGGGUCAGUUGGGGAUUGCUCGAUUAGGUUGAGCUUGCAUAUACCUUCAACUUUGUCGUUGAGAAACAGGAGUUUUGUUGUUGGGCAAAUGUGGAGUACUAGAAGCUUGAAUGAUUCUAGUUAUUUUGGUACAGUUGCAUUUCAAAGCCCGGAAAACAGAUAUGUGAGACUGAAGGGUCUGAAUUAUGAGUAUAGUGAGAAUGACAACGUUGGAAAACAGUGUGCAAAAAAGAUGACGGUAAAAGGAAAGGGAGGGAGAUACCCUGAUGUGUACUCGUCUGACAUGAGAUUUGAUAUGAGAGUGAGAAAUAGAAAAGGGGUAAUAGGAACGGGUUACUCAUCUCCGCUAUAUGUGGGUGAUAAAUUGUAUGAGCACUUCGACAGGCUUGCAUGGGCACCUGAGCACUUUGACAGACUUGAGCCUGCAGUUCAAUUGAAUCACAGCCGCAGCAGUGUGGUGAAUAUCAGCAGUGUGAUAAGCUUUAGAUCUGUACAUGACUUCAAGCUAGAUGAUAAAUUUCCUCAAACCAGGUCAGUAGAAAUUUCUGCUGAAGGGAUAUAUGAUCCCAAUACUGGACUCCUUUGCAUGAUUGGUUGUAUGCAUCUUGGAUCACAUAAAGAGAAACUAUCGAAAAAUGUUUCAGUGGACUGUGAAAUUGUUGUCAAUGUCCAGUACCCCCAAUUGGAUUUAAAGGCCGGGACCAAUGCAAAGGGAACCAUUGAAAGCACACGCAGUAAGUCAGAUCAUCUAUACUUUGAGCAUCUUGAGUUCCAUUCAUAUUCCAUUUACACAAGCCAAGCCAAAGAAUCCAUAUGGAGAAUGGAUCUGGAGAUCACCAUGGUCCUAAUUUCAAACACUCUUGCAUGUCUCUUUGUGGGUCUGCAGCUAUUUUACGUGAAAAAGCACCCAGAUGUGCUUCCCUUCAUUUCUGUGAUGAUGAUUAUUGUUCUCACUGUGGCGCACAUGAUCCCGCUAUUGUUGAACUUUGAAGCCCUAUUCUUGGCAAACCGUAAUAGGCAGAAUGUUUUCCUUGGGAGUGAUGGAUGGCUCGAAGUAAAUGAGGUGUUAGUGAGGGUAAUAACUAUGAUAGCUUUCCUGAUGCAGUUCCGUCUUCUCCAACUGACAUGGUCUGCUAGAGUAGGUGGUGAAAGCCAGAGAAACCUCCGGGUUGCUGAUAAAAAGGUUUUUUAUUUGUCUUUACCUUUGUACAUAGGCGGUGGUCUGAUUGCAUUGUUUGCUCUUCUAUGGAAAAAGUCGCACCAGAGUCCAUUUCUGCGACCACGCCGUUUGCGUUACCAGCAGCAAUCUUUCUGGGGCGACCUAAAAUCUUAUGCUGGUUUGGUCCUGGAUGGUUUUCUGCUCCCUCAGAUACUGUUCAACUUAUUCUGCGACUCCAGAGAGAGGGCUCUUGCGCCUGCCUUUUAUACAGGAACCACUCUUGUUCGCUUGCUGCCACAUGUAUAUGAUCUUUACAGGGCUCGUAGUUCUUCAUGGUUCUUCGAUAACAUCUUUGCGAACCCAAGAAUGGACUAUUAUUCAACUACCUGGGAUAUCAUUAUUUCUUGUAGUGGAUUGGUUUUUGUUUGCCUCGUUUACUUGCAGCAACAAUUUGGUGGUCGUUGUUUUCUUCCCAAAAAGUAUAGAGAGAAUUCUAUUUAUGAAAAGGUGCCUGUGGUUGGCACUGAGUGAAUUAUCAGGAGAAGUCUUUGGCUAAUUUUCUACUCUUUCACUACUAGAACGCCUGGUACAGACUACUGCAAACUCAUCAUCGGCACAGAAAGAGAACUUCGACGUUUACAAAGGUAACCACACAUAGAUUCCAUUCAUUCUGUGAUUUCAAAGAAUGUUCUAGGGAUAAGGUCUGAUUUUGACCUGUUAUUCUUUUGAUAUCUGUACCUAGCUGCUUUUCGAUUAUUAUCCCCGUAAGUUAUUAACACUAGUCUAAAUGCUGAAAUACCAUUUCUUUUACGUGCUUCUUAACCUGCUUACACUUUUCAAUUCUUGGAUGGAUUGUGGUUAAAUUCUUAAAUUCUGCAGUUUAUUAGAUAUGCAUGUUACUUGGACUUUGAG
This is a messenger RNA of Ilex paraguariensis (yerba mate), 3255 nucleotides long. The record is from the annotation of a GenBank genome assembly. Lineage: Eukaryota; Viridiplantae; Streptophyta; Magnoliopsida; Aquifoliales; Aquifoliaceae.